Hippocampus comes (tiger tail seahorse) is the source of this 2207-nucleotide messenger RNA. RefSeq names its product lysosomal-associated membrane protein 2 (gene lamp2). The record is from RefSeq and is a predicted model, not a curated record. NCBI's taxonomy places the organism in Eukaryota, Metazoa, Chordata, Actinopteri, Syngnathiformes, Syngnathidae. The coding region runs from base 126 to 1367 and encodes 413 amino acids. Gene Ontology annotation, biological process: establishment of protein localization to organelle. The transcript has 9 exons. Gene Ontology annotation, cellular component: plasma membrane; late endosome membrane; lysosomal membrane.
CAAUGUAACGUGCCUUUCCUCAUACAGUGGGCACUGGCAACGCGUCAGUCGAGUCCGAAGAUCACCGACUGCUCGGAGCUUGUUAUUUUCCCCCCUUCCCCACCACCGUCAAACAUCUGGGCAUCAUGUUUCCAUAUGUCGUGUUUGCCCUUCUCUUCGCAUUUGGAUGUGUGACACAUCCGUCACAUGGGGCUGAGGUCAAGGUCAAAGACAAAGAUGACAAAUUAUGUCUUUAUGCCAAUGUCAUGGUCAACUUCUCCGUGUCGUAUAUGACGUCAGAGAACAAGACUGAGCUAGCUGAGUUUGAACUUCCCUCUGAAGUCAUGUCUAGCGGAAGCAAAUGCGACAAGACCAGCUCGACACUGAAUCUCAACUUUGGAGCAGGACACUCCUGGAGCAUCAACUUCACCCUCGACGGGAACGUAUACCAGGCGGAUUCCAUCACAUUUUCCUACAACCUCAACGACUCCAGCAUCUUCCCUAAAUCUGUGUUGACUGACACUCUCUCUGUGAACAUGAGGCCUCAGAUCACCGACAUAAGCAUGAAUACCUGCUACUCGUGCAAGAGUGAAGAAACCAUCCAGUCCGACUCGGUCAACCAGACUCUGUGGAACGUGCUCAUCGAGGCAUUCAUCAGCAACGGCACACAGAGCGAAAACCUGACCACCUGUUCCGCCGACCUAAACACCACCCCCACCGCCUCUCCCACCACUGUGGCUCCAGUGACAAACACCACCACCAGUACACAUGCUCCGACGACCAGCCCCGCCCCCACCCUCCCCACACCCACCACCGGAAGGUUCACCAUCAAACCGGAUGAGAACAGCACAGCCUGUCUGUUGGCAAACUUUGCCCUGCGGAUCGGUGUCAAGCAAGGCGAGAAAUAUCAGGAGAUCAACUUGGACCCCAACAUGACCACCGUUUCUGGAUCGUGUGGAGUCAACACUAGUGAGCUGGUGUUGGUGUCUAACGCCAUGACCAUCGCGCUUACCUUCGUCAAUGACACCAAAAAAUUCCGCCUACAGGCUGUGAAUGUCACCGCAAGCCUCAGUUCUGGUGUGGUCUUCUCUGAGGCGAACAGCAGUUUGACUCUGUGGGAGGCGGCGGUGGGCAGCUCGUACAUGUGCAACAAGGAGCAGAACUACACCAUCACCAGCCAGCUCAACCUUUUCACCUUCAACCUUCAAGUGCAGCCGUUUGCUGUAAAGAAAGGCGUCUUCAGUACAGCCCAUGAGUGUCCGUUGGACGACACCAGCAUCUUAAUCCCAAUCAUUGUCGGCGCUGCCCUGGCUGGCUUGAUUCUCAUUGUUGUGAUCGCAUACGUGAUUGGUCGAAGAAAGACCUAUGUUGGAUAUCAGACCCUCUGAGAAGCCACUUUACAAAUCAGUCACAACAUAUGACAGGGGUCCCCCAAGCCUGGUCCUUGGAUUUAUGUGCAAUGAACUCGAUUGGCUCCCGACAACUCAAAUCCUUUCCAUUGAAAUCAGAAAGUUGUUUUGUGUGUUAAAUAGGCACACAGAGCAUUUCUGAGAGUUUGCAGAGACAAUAAUGUGGUAGUGUUCCCUUCAAGGACCAAACUUGUCUGCUCCCUGUGUUUGUGUUCCUUUGUUUUUCAUUUGUUUUUGUUUUUGUGAAUGAGCAAAUGCAACAUCCACGUGUUGGCCCCAAUCACAUGUCAACAUAAUGUCAGACUGCAGACAUAUAAAAGUAUCUUAAUAAUUUGAAUGUUGUAAAAAAAAGUUCAUUAUUUCAGGAGUUGAAAAAGUGAACAUAAUUAUUCAACACAAAAUAAUUUUGAGUGCCAAUUUCUAUCUCAAAAAUCAUUCAAAUCAGUCAAUUUUGGGAUACCUUCUGAAAAAGUUUUCCACGAUAUUCAAUUUUAUUGAGACGCACCUGUACCACACGAUAUCACACCGCUGGGGGACUUUCUUCAACUACACUCUGGCAAUUUUGCAUUUGCUCUGCCGACACUCCAUGUUGUUUGCCUGAUGAUUUCAUCCCUUGCACAUUAUAUUCAUUUACUUUGAUUUAGUUUGAUUUAUAUUUUUCCAUCAUCUCAAUAAUCCAGGAAUGGGGAACCAAUGUCAUGUGGUCUGUUUUUGGCCUGCCAUCCAAGUCUACAAAUGAACCCUCAGAGGAACUGUUUGAAAAAGCUCCAAAACGUUUCACCCACAGAUGUUCAAAAUGUAGUUACUUUCUAAAAUUUU